Centrocercus urophasianus (Greater sage-grouse) is the source of this 1167-nucleotide messenger RNA. RefSeq names its product alpha-1,4-N-acetylglucosaminyltransferase (gene A4GNT). Gene Ontology annotation, molecular function: acetylglucosaminyltransferase activity. The coding region runs from base 1 to 1167 and encodes 388 amino acids. Lineage: Eukaryota; Metazoa; Chordata; Aves; Galliformes; Phasianidae. The record is from RefSeq and is a predicted model, not a curated record. The transcript is spliced from 3 exons. Gene Ontology annotation, biological process: protein O-linked glycosylation.
AUGAUCCAGACAGUUUGGGUGUCUUCCUCCAGGAGCUGGGCUUCCAGGAGGCCUGAUGGCCAACGAACAAGCUGGAAAUGUGGAUUCAUCAGAACUAUAAUACAGCAUAUAUGCCUGAGGCAUCACUUCAAAGCCCAAGGGAAAACAAGAAUGUUGAAGAAAAUCCACAUAUGCCUCUGCUUCUUCUUCGUCUCCGGCAUUUUGUACGAGAUCUCCUUGCUAUCUGGCUGCUUCUUCUCCUGUAUGCCUAUGCCCAAGCAAUUCCUGACACCUGAGCAAGUCCUCAACCUGGGCAGAAGCAUCAUCUUCCUGGAGACGACAGAGCGCCUGGAACCACCACCACUGGUGUCCUGCUCCGUGGAGUCUGCUGCCAGGAUCUACCAGGACCGGCCCAUCAUCCUCUUCAUGAAGGGGCUGACAAAUGACACCGUGUUGGACUCAAACUCCAGCUACACGGCCUUCUCGCUUUUAUCUUCUAUGAAGAAUGUCUUCCUUUUUCCUCUCCAGAUGGAAAACGUCUUCCAGGAGACCCCUCUUCUGCAGUGGUACAACGAGGUAGACCCCGAAGAGGAGAAGAACUGGGUCCAUGUCAGCUCUGACGCCAGCAGACUGGCGCUCAUUUGGAAGUAUGGGGGCAUCUACAUGGACACAGAUGUCAUCUCCAUCAGGCCCAUCCCUGAGGGUAGCUUCCUGGCAGCACAGAAGUCAAGGUUUUCCAGCAACGGGAUCUUUGGUUUCCCUGCCCGUCACAAAUUUAUUUGGGACUGCAUGGAGAAUUUUGUUCUCAAGUACAAUGGGAACAUCUGGGGGAACCAGGGGCCCUUUUUAAUGACGAGGAUGCUUAAAGCCAUCUGCAAUCUCACAGAUUUCAAAGGCGUUGAGGAUCACAGCUGUCAGAACAUCUCCUUCCUAAACCCACAGCGUUUCUACCCCAUCCCAUACCCAGCCUGGAGCCGCUACUACGAUGUAUGGGACAAAGUCCCUGACUUCAACCACUCCUAUGCUCUGCACUUGUGGAACUUCAUGAACCGCAACCGGAAAGCUGUGGUUGCUGGGAGCAACUCGCUGGCUGAAAAACUGUACAAAACCUACUGCCCCAGCACUUAUGAGGACCUGAUCCAAAACGCAGAGCUGAGGGUCUUCACAAGCUACGAGGACUCUGUGUGA